AUGGUCAAGACCCGUUCAAGAGAAGACUCGGUGCUCUUCUUGGCCGUUCCGCAAAACCUGCCGCAUAUGCAGAACCCACAGCUGCUAGCUACUAGCUAUCAGGAGCACGGGGCAGUGCGCCCAGACUGCUCCGUGCGGCUGUUUGCAGUGGAACGCUCGGCUGAGGCGCAAGUGGUUGGCUCAACCGACCCAAAUCUCCCCAGACUGCAAAAAAUACCCCCGGGCCUGCUGUAUCUGGGUACCCUAACCGUGCCCCCUGGAAUAGGCAAGAGAGUAUGA
Messenger RNA from Penicillium soppii, 279 nucleotides. RefSeq lists its product as uncharacterized. Bases 1 to 279 code for a protein of 92 amino acids. The transcript has a single exon. The record is from RefSeq and is a predicted model, not a curated record. NCBI's taxonomy places the organism in Eukaryota, Fungi, Ascomycota, Eurotiomycetes, Eurotiales, Aspergillaceae.